Anneissia japonica is the source of this 3341-nucleotide messenger RNA. RefSeq lists its product as uncharacterized. The record is from RefSeq and is a predicted model, not a curated record. Lineage: Eukaryota; Metazoa; Echinodermata; Crinoidea; Comatulida; Comatulidae. The transcript is spliced from 7 exons. The coding region runs from base 76 to 1503 and encodes 475 amino acids.
CGGCGUUCCAUAGGAGACACUGCAAAGCUGCAAACCAGCUUUUUUUCCCCGUUUUCGUCCGAAGCUGCGGAGAACAUGGCCGAACAGGACAGUGGGCAGGUUAAUUCGUCUAGUUAUGCCGAGUGGUGGCGCUACUAUUGUCAGUACGCUCAACAUGCACAAGCCGCUCAAGCCCAACAGACCCAGGGACAGGCAUCCACGUACAGCACUAGUACUACAACAGCCGAACAAGAAACAUAUCAAGUAAACUACUCAGCCUACCAACCAAGCUACUCUCAGGUGCCCCUAACUUCAACAGUUACAACGACAAAUAGCUAUAAAGAGGCAAACAAGGAGGGAAGUGAUUAUUACGCAUCUUCGUAUGGUUAUUAUUCAGCUGUACCAAGUGGGGUUGAACAUAAUAAAGUGCAGGAAGCAACUGCUAAUUAUUCUUCUGCCGAUGGUGUUGGAAGUUAUGCAAAUGACAAUGCUCAAAAUGCUCAAUUGGAGAACUUACAAAAGUUAGUUGCACAAAGUGUGGCUGAAGCUGUAUUAAAAGAAUGUGCAGAAAACUUUUCACAGCAACCCAAGUUUGACAAAAUGCUGCCGGACAUGGAAUAUGAUAGGAGCAGACGCUGGGAAGGGUCAUGGAGGGGAAGGGGUGGUAGAGGAAGGGGAAAGAAUGGACAUUCAUAUUUCGAUAAUCGUCAUCAGAGGAGGGAUUACCAUAAUAAAGACGAUGGUUACUGGAAUAAACGUAAAUUUAAUGAUGGCGUUGGGGAUAAUUUUCAUCCCAGGCGACCUGACGGAGGACAUGGAUUUAGUCCAGGUAGACAUCCUCGUGAUGCUUUUAGAUCAAAUCGAUAUGAUGGCAGCAAUCCUGGAAUGGAUAAAUCACCAUUCCAUGUGCGCCCUCUAGGACCCUCCAAUCCCGCAGCUGUAGUACAACAGCAGAUUGAGAUGAUGAUGAAAGGUGAGAAGAAUAAACGACCUCGAGUUUAUGCACCUCCUCCCAAAUCUUUGACUUCUCAAAUCUACAAUGCAAUGAAACAUCCUAUGUCAGAUAAAUUAAAAACUGGAGAAAAUAAAAAUGAGGAAAAAGACCCAUCAAAAAAUGAUGAUACGCAACAGAAUCAAGAAAGUACUGGAUCAAAAGAAGAUGAUGAGACGGAGUCUUCACUUCCACUUGGUUACGAUCCGGAAAAGAAAUAUGGGGAGGACUACAUCCAAGAAGUGAAAGCUUUUCAUUGUCAUCUUUGUGGGGUUUUAUUAAGAUGGAAAUCUGAAGUUGAGGAGCAUGUCAAGACUAUUUCACACUACCGUGUUUUCAGAAAUUGUGAAGAGUGUAAGAAUACAGACAGCAAAGAAGUUUUAAGUUCAGAGAAUGAAGAAAACAAACAAGUGGAACAGAAUUAUGUUUGCUGCCCCCAGGUGUCAGAAGAAAACACUGAAAGCAAAGGUCAAAAUGAGAUGUGUGGGGAAAUUAAAGAACCAGCUAAGCAGGACCUUUCAACUUCAAACUAAUUUUUUAUUUAUGAUGGAAUGUUUUACAUCAGUGCAGGUGUAAUCCUUUACAUUAAUUUUCUUAAUUUUUCUUUUUUUUCCCCUGAACAUUCCAACCAUAAAGGACAGACAGUUUAUAUAUGUAUGAACCUGGCAUAUGUCCAAGUGUAAAUGGGUACAAUAGUUGAAAACACUGAUGAUAAGCCUGUAUAAAAGUAUGUCAACCAAUCAGGUAGCUAUAGCGAUGUCAUUAGGGUAGUUUGUUUUGUGGUAGACGUUCCUGACUUUGUUAGGGGUGUGGUACAGCUAUCUGUAAUGGGAUAUCUUUUGGGGUGCAGAUGACUAUAAAGCAGCUCUCGCUCAGGGUGGUAUGUUUGAGGAGUUGCAAAAGUUGCUACAAGCUAAAACGUGUGAUCUAAACGAAUCCAACUCUACACCCUGUGACUGCUAGAUGACGCGUCUCUCUGCUUAUUGUUGGUGGCAGUCUGAACAGAUCGUCAUUAAAAACGAUCUGCGUGUGUUUUGGACGUUGUGUUCUCCAUGGAAUUACUUCGGUCGACGACUAUUUUAUGCAGUGAGUGUCUACCUUAGUAGUAGUUACUGAGUUUACAAAUUAGACAUGAGUCAAUGGGCUUAUUGGACUGGUUCAUUUCGUUGACUACGAUUUUUCGUUGAGUAUUAUUUUCAUUUGACUGGUUUCGUAAAAUAGACUUCAUUGACAACGAAAGUUAACGUAAACUAGAGUGCGUUUCUCAGUGUUAAGUUAUCCAUGUGACCAAAACAAAUAUGGCCGAUUGGUCAGUUUAGCAACAACAAUUUGUUAAUAUAAUUUUGAUUACAUUUCAGAAAAUAAAAAUUAUAAUGUAACUUUUACCCACAUGAAGUCAAAAUAUAAUUGUAGGGUAACAGAAUUCAAAAACUGGAUGAAAACAUUAUUUUUUUACGAAAAACUCAUAAUGCCACAAGCCAAAGCAGCCUUUGAUUAUGCAGCGUGUGUAUGACGAAAACUAUGCAGCCAUUUUGUUUUGUCGAGUAUUUACCAGUUUUCUAUUCGACUGGUUGUCUUUGUUAAGGAGGAUUUUACCCCUGCGCAGGUGGGCGUGAUUUAUCAAACCAGUCAAAUACAACCAAUAAGUAUGAAUUGUCAAGUCUAUUAGGAGCUUACUACAAGCUUUUCAAAUUUAGUAAGAGCUUGUUUGUAUACAAAUUAUAUGAAGUAUUGCAAGCUAGGUGUGUUAUUUAUUUAGACAUGUUUUUAGACUUGUACACAAUGCGAAUAGAAAACUGCCACCAAUUACCCUGAAUACUCCACUACAAGUUUUCUGAUUCUACUAUGAGUUGUCAACUCACUGCCUAUUUUUUUUAAAUGUUCAAAAUUUCUGCCAUGAGUGUAGAGCUGCUAUGAGUCAUUUCUGAUUUGCUCAAAAUGUCCAACAGGUUUUUCCCCCAAGUUUGGCAAAAAACAACAAAAUUCAUAGGUGGGGAAAAACCUAGGUUUUGAGGGCUGUUUAAGGUAUAUUACCUACUGUAUAAGAGUCAAUUCAAUUGGCUCAUUUAGUUUCAUUCUGUUAUUGACAUAUAUUCAGGAUAUGAAUAUUUUUCAUUUUUUCCUUCUGUUAACAUGUUUGCUUCAGAUUUAGUUAGCAGAUGGCACUAUAUAAAUUUCUAUUAUUUCUAUGAUUAUUAUUGUUAUCAUUAUUAUCUGUAUUAUUCUGCAUGCCUGGCUGUAAUUACAAAGCAUUGUACAUUAUUGUUAAAUUAUGAUUUUUUAUUCAUGAUUAUUGCCCGAUUAUUGUGGCAGGCAUGAAAGAAAGAUUGGGCUGGAGAUGCACAGCUUGUUUUGUAUUCUCUUGUAAAUU